AUGAUUCGUGAUCGACUACGAGCAACCCAAAGUAGACAAAAGAGCUAUUAUGACAUCAAAAGGAAGGCUUUAGAACUUGAAAUUGGAGAUAAAGUUUUCCUAUGGGUUGCACCAAUGAAAGGUGUAAUGAGAUUUGGCAAAAAAGGAAAGUUAAGCCCUAGGUUUAUAGGGUCUUUUGAGGUCUUGGAGAGAGUGGGUGAAGUUGCAUAUAGAAUUGUCCUACCACUGGCCCUGUUGGGAAUUCAUAAUGUUUUCCAUGAGUCUAUGCUAAGGAAAUACAUUCUUGAGCCUUCACAUGUUUUGAGCUAUGAGCCUCUUCAGAUUAGAGAUGAUUUAUCAUAUGAAGAAGUUCCGGUAAAGAUUUUGGAUCGUAAGGAGCAAGUGCUACGCAAUCGAACAAUAUCAUGGGUAAAGGUGCUUUGGAAGAAUCUUUCACUGAAAGAGGCAUCUUAG
Quercus lobata is the source of this 453-nucleotide messenger RNA. RefSeq lists its product as uncharacterized. Bases 1 to 453 code for a protein of 150 amino acids. The transcript has a single exon. The record is from RefSeq and is a predicted model, not a curated record. Lineage: Eukaryota; Viridiplantae; Streptophyta; Magnoliopsida; Fagales; Fagaceae.